GCCGGGGGCGCGGGGCGCGGGCGGCUCCGGCUCGGUUCUUCCAUUCAUUGGGAUCGCGGCGGGCACCGCGGCGGCGGCAGGAUGGCUGCUCGGCUGCUGCCCCUGCUCCCGCUGCUGCUCUUGCUGGGCCGGGGGCCCCCGGGGGCCCUGGGCAACCGGCACGCCGUGCACUGGAACAGCUCCAACCUGCACCUGCGGCGGGAGGGCUACACAGUGCAGGUGAACGUCAACGACUACCUGGACAUCUACUGCCCGCACUACAACGCCUCGGUGCCCGAGCACAGGCUGGAGCAGUACGUGCUGUACAUGGUGAACGCGGAGGGCUACCGCACCUGCAACACCAGCCAGGGCUUCAAGCGCUGGGAGUGCAACCGGCCCCACGCGCCCCACAGCCCCAUCAAGUUCUCGGAGAAGUUCCAGCGCUACAGCGCCUUCUCGCUGGGCUACGAGUUCCGCGCGGGGCAGGAGUACUACUACAUCUCCACACCGACACACAACCACCGCCGGGCCUGCCUGAAGAUGAAGGUGUUCGUGUGCUGUGCCUCCACGUCGCACUCUGGGGAGAAGCUGGCGCCCACCCUGCCGCAGUUCACCCUGCGGCCCGAGGUGAAGAUCGAGGACCUGGAAAACUUCAACCCGGAGAUCCCCAAGCUGGAGAAGAGCAUCAGCGGCACCAGCCCCAAGCGGGAACACUUGCCCCUGGCUGUGGCUGCCGCCCUCUUCCUAAUGACGCUGCUGGCCUCCUAGCUCUGAGCGCGGCGGGGGCCCGGCCAGAGCGGCACCGCGGAGCGGGGACCCCUCGUCCCCUCGACCUGCUGCUGUUUGCCAGGAUGGAGCUGCCCCGGGAGCUGCGCCCGGCCCCUCUGCACCGUCAGCGCCUCCAGCCCAGGGACCCUUCCCGUGCGGGGCAGGGGAUGGUGGCACGUGCCUGGCCCCGCUGGGACCUGCAUGGGACUCGCCCCCACCCACGUCUCCAGCCCCUGCUGGGGGGACUCAGCUGGGUGCUGCCGCCUCCCACCGAUGCCGUCCCACAGCGUGGAGCCCCCAGCCCUGCCCGGGGGCUGCUGCGGCCCCCCCGGGCGUCCCAUGGCUGGGAGCAGCGCUGGGCCCUGUGAGGGCAGGGUGCCGGGGCCGGGCAGCCUGUACAUACCUAUAUAGAAAUCUAUACAUACUGUACAGAGAGCGACUAUAUAGAUAUAUCUAUAAUGUACCAUAGGCAGUGGCGCUGGCCCCGGGCUGGCUUGUACAUAGUCAAACGUGUUGGAUUUUCCUCGUCUUCCGUGAAGACCCGACCUAUGCAAACGCACAGACACUUUUUGGGGGAAAAAAAAAAAAAAAAAAAACAAUCUCGACCUUUUUUUCAAAGUGCUUUGGCUGGUGAUUUUCAUAUUCUGCUCUUAGUCUAUAAAAAAAAAGGAAAAAAAAAUCAAAUAAAAGGA
Cygnus olor (mute swan) is the source of this 1439-nucleotide messenger RNA. RefSeq names its product ephrin A3 (gene EFNA3). The coding region runs from base 82 to 747 and encodes 221 amino acids. Gene Ontology annotation, cellular component: plasma membrane. Gene Ontology annotation, molecular function: ephrin receptor binding. Lineage: Eukaryota; Metazoa; Chordata; Aves; Anseriformes; Anatidae. The transcript has 5 exons. The record is from RefSeq and is a predicted model, not a curated record. Gene Ontology annotation, biological process: axon guidance; ephrin receptor signaling pathway.